Messenger RNA from Sardina pilchardus (European sardine), 1034 nucleotides. RefSeq names its product mitochondrial ribosomal protein L58 (gene mrpl58). The record is from RefSeq and is a predicted model, not a curated record. Gene Ontology annotation, molecular function: translation release factor activity, codon nonspecific; peptidyl-tRNA hydrolase activity. NCBI's taxonomy places the organism in Eukaryota, Metazoa, Chordata, Actinopteri, Clupeiformes, Clupeidae. The coding region runs from base 353 to 907 and encodes 184 amino acids. Gene Ontology annotation, biological process: mitochondrial translational termination. The transcript has 6 exons. Gene Ontology annotation, cellular component: mitochondrial large ribosomal subunit.
GUCAAUGCCUUUCUUUUAGGUCUAUAAUGGUCAAUGCACAUCAUGAUAAUCAGAGAGAAACUGUUGAACAUGUCUUGUUAGAAUGUCCAGCAUAUCACACUGAAAGAACCAUCCUGUUAGAAAAUGUCAAACCAUUAUGCAAAUCUCACAUUGGGAAAUAUACUUUCAUUUUCAACAGUUGGUGGCGGUAAUGCGCCAAGUUGGAUGCAAACCGCCAAUACAAUCGAAAGAAGAAGGAGAGCGGACAACACUGUGAGAGUGAACCUGCAUGCAGCUGUAAUGCACUUCUACUACACUUUCUGAGUGUCUGGACUGCUCGUUUUUCGAAUGUGUCCUUCGUAUUUGUUAGAUCAUGUUUCUUGCGCGGCAGUUUGGGCAUAAUGUUUCUAUUUUAAACAAAACAAUUCCCUUCCAGUGUCGUCUCUCACAGAGUUUUCCGUAUGGGAGCAGCAGAUCCUCUGACAAUGACCGUGACCAGGACCAAAGUGUGCUCGUGGAUAUUCCAAUCGAUCGCUUGAAAAUUAACUAUAGCCGGAGCAGUGGACCCGGUGGUCAACACGUAAACAAAGUGAACUCCAAAGCAGAGGUUCGUUUCCAUGUGCAAACGGCUGAUUGGAUUUCAGCAGAGGUGCGCACUGAGCUCCUGCAAAGGUAUAAGACUCGUGUGAACAAGGCAGGGGAACUUGUGGUCACGUCGGAGGUGAGUCGCAGCCAACACAAGAACCUGGCCGAGUGUGUGCAGAAGAUUCGCCACAUGAUCUCAGAGGCCAGCUACAUGCCUCCGGAGCCCUCCGAAGAGGACCUCGCUCUCAGGGCCAAACGGUUGGAGAAAAGAGACCAGGAGCGCUUGAAGCAGAAGAAACUUCUGUCUGCACUGAAGAAGUCACGGCGUAUGGAUUUUGACUGAAAUAUCAGGGAAUAUCAGUAUAUCACUGGAUAGAAAUCAGAGACUGUAGUCCAGUGAAUAUGCACACUUAAGAUCUUCAUAUUUAUUUAUGUAUUAGUGGGAACAAAUAAUAAAACAGCUUUUACAU